This is a messenger RNA of Closterium sp. Naga37s-1, 301 nucleotides long. Lineage: Eukaryota; Viridiplantae; Streptophyta; Zygnematophyceae; Desmidiales; Closteriaceae. The record is from the annotation of a GenBank genome assembly.
AUGUCGCUGUAUAGCCCAAUGGAAAAGCAGCAAGCUCUCAAGGUGCUGGUGGAUAAGAACCUCACCAUCACGCACACCAUCAUCGGCAUCUCCAUUGCCAAGGACUCCACCGUCGGUCCCGCUUCCGGGAAUGGCGUGGCAUCGGGGCCGUCCAAUGAUCUCAAGGAGAUCUACUGCGAGGGGUCGUACACGCUGAUCGACCGUGCGACACAGACGAUCAAGGCCAAGGGGAACUAUAUUGCCACGUGGACGCCAUCGUCGCCGUUCGUUGGCGAUAUGAAAAACGACAUUGAUUACGUUG